AUGGAGAACCAAGUAAAACACGCUACGGUUGAAGAAACUGACUUCUUGAACAACCUCCUCUCGGGUCUCGACGGUGCAGAGCCGGUCGAAGCCAAGCAAGUGGCACGCUCGACUGGGUCACCAACGAACGCGAGGAGGCAUGCCAAUACCGAGAAUGUGGAUUCCUCGAAAGGAAUUUUGGAUGCAGACAUGCUCAUGCUAUUGGACGGUGCUGAGACCUGGGAUUGGACGGACAUGGAAGCGGAUUUCAUAACGCCGAAGAAACACAAAUCGAGAUGCACUCGGUGCGUCGUUCGGUCAAUAGAGGGCGACUCGAAAUUUGAUUUGCACAAGGUUUUAUUGGUCAAAAGCCAGCCGCAGGAUAACUCUUAUACCAUCAUUUUGCGUGAUGACUGGGCGGAGCUAGACAUAAGAGAAGGGGACAUCGUAAAUGUUUUGGGGAACUUCGACUCCAAUGGUUUCAUUGUGAUUUCAUCGAAGGAGAAUCUCCUCAUUCACCAUCCUGAUUUCUUGCUGACGGCAACUGCGUUGUCCAAUGCUCCCCAGUGUAAACGAAAGCCUCUGCUGUCCGCUCUUGUUCACUCGAGCUCGGACGUGACUCCAUCGCUAGUCUGGGGGAAUAUCCUACACGAAGUCAUGCAAACAUGUCUGUUAGCUAAUCGAUGGGACAAGGCGUAUAUCGACGACCUCAUUGAGGAUGCUAUCUCACGGAAUCUCUCCGAACUUGUGAAGAUUGGUGUUACUAUCGAGGAAGCAAUACGGGAGGUGACACUCCGUUCAAAGGGACUUCGUAUGUUCUCCAAGCGGUAUAUUGCUGAAGAGCCAAAACCCGAUGCGGUCUUGACGAAUACCCGAGAAACCGUGAAUCAGAGUUCGCGUUUGGCCAUUAACGAAAUACUCGAUGUGGAAGAAGAUAUUUGGUCUCCGAAAUAUGGUCUCAAAGGUAAACUUGAUGCCAGCAUACAGGCCGUUAUCGCAGAAAUCACUACUGAGAAGCACGCCAAGAAAGCUCCUGUCCUUUCAUCUCACCCGAUGCCUUUAGAGAUUAAAACCGGGCGGUCUAUUGCGGGAAUGGAACAUCGAGCCCAAACAAUGCUUUAUACUCUUCUUUCGGAAGAGCGUUAUGGCGUGGAAGUACCCAGUGGGCUUUUGUAUUACACUCAGAGUGAAGAAGUCGUGAGAGUACCCCGAGGAAGGAACGAGCUCAGAGCACUGAUCAUCGCAAGGAAUGAAAUGGCUGGGUACAUGACGCGGCGAGCGAAACAGAGCAAAGUGCAGGAAGCAUUUUUACCUCCGACGCUCGACGACGAACGUAUAUGUAAGAAGUGCUACGCCUUGGAUACCUGCAUGCUGUAUCGUAAGGCGGUGGAAAAUGUAGAAGAUGACUCGUCCCCAAUUGUAGGGAUAUACGAACUCAAGACAUCACACUUGACACCUUCCCAGGCGGAAUUCUUCAAACAGUGGGAAGCUCUUAUUACUCUUGAAGAACAGGAUGCUGUCCGUUUCAAGAAAGAGCUAUGGACCAUGAAUGCACAGGAACGUGAAGAGAAAGGGAGAUGCUUUGGUUCCAUGGUUAUUGAUCCUUCCUACGUUCCCCUACAAACAGGCAGCACCGGUAAGAUCCAUCGCCACACCUAUCGUUUCGUACGGGCGCGAGACGGUCUGGUGGCUGAAGAUUAUCCAUCGCUGCUUAACGGACACAUGACGUUUGGUGACGCUAUUUCGGUCUCUGUUGAACCUGAACUUCUGGCUUUGGCACGCGGAUUUAUCCUCCGCCUCUCUCCAACCGAAAUUGUCGUUGGGGUUGACCACGAACUGUCCAUCAUGAAAAUCACUUCACGCUUACGAGCUCUGCGCAAGACCAAGGGCCGAAUCACACCUCUGUUCCGAAUAGACAAAGAUGAACUCGUAUCUGGAUUGGGUCGCAUUAGAGAUAAUCUUGCACAUCUUUUUUACGCUGAGGGCGAUUCAAAACGUCUUGAGCUCGUCGUAGAUCUGCGAACUCCGACCUUUGGUGACGAACAGACCACACUAGACACCUUACGGGACGUGCCCGAGUACGUGGAGGCUACUGGUUACUUAAACCCGAGCCAGCUUGGGGCGAUGGCGCGCGUCCUGAGUGCUCACGACUAUGCACUGAUUCUCGGGAUGCCUGGGACGGGCAAGACCACCGUGAUUGCAGCAUUGAUUCGGACGUUUGUUGGGAUGGGAAAGACGGUUUUGCUUACGUCUUACACGCAUUCCGCGGUAGACACUAUCUUGCUGAAGCUUAAGGACGACGAUUUUGGAAUACUUCGGCUGGGCAAUCCAGACAAGGUGACAUCCUCGGAAAUUUCCUUGUCACUAUCGACUAAGCACAAAUUCACGCUUUCGGCGCGCGAGACCGCCACGACAAUUGAGCAGUUGGAGAACCAGAUCAUGUCACCUCCGGUUCGCAAUCCCGCAGCAAAGAAGGCAGGCCUAGAGGUUUCACUCUUUAGGCGGCUCUCAGAGGCACAUCCCCAAGCUGUCACGGACUUAACCUACCAGUAUCGCAUGAACGAGGAUAUCAUGCAGCUCUCUAAUAAAUUAAUAUACAGUAAUCGUCUUCGUUGCGGAUCCGAAGCCGUCGCCAACCGAAGUCUUGUUCUCCCCAACCGGACCUUCAUCGAUAAUUUGCGCGAGUCAGGCAAUUGCUUGUGUUCGGAUGGGGCAUGUUGGCUUAAGCACCUCCUAGAUGAGAAGUGCAAAGCGAUCUUUGUUGACACAGAUCAAGUACCCGCGUUCGAUUCCCGAGUUGGGGAUUUGGUCCAGAAUGAGGUAGAGGGCAAGCUGGUAUACCAAAUUGCAGAGGCUCUCCUGCAGUGCGGAGUCUCGCAGCGACAAAUUGGCAUUAUGUCACUUUACCACCAGCAAAAUAAGCUCUUAUCCCACCUGCUGCAGGGUAAGAACGACAUUGAAAUCCUUACCGCCGACAAGAGCCAAGGCCGGGACAAGGACUGUAUUAUUAUAUCGAUGGUGAAGUCGAAUGAGACUGGUCAGGUUGGCGAUCUACUGAAGGACUGGCGAAGGGUCAAUGUUUCGUUCACACGUGCCCAGUCAAAGCUCAUCAUCAUCGGAUCCCGAAGGACUCUUGGAACUACAAAACUCCUUGCAGACUUUUUGGCGCUGAUGGACGAGCGGAAGUGGGUGCUUACGCUGCAAGAAGACGCGCAGAACUUGCAUCCUUCCUUGCAACCACUUCGGAAACUGUCGCUAUCCUGCAGCACCAAACGAGUUGGGGAGAACGAAGACAUCAUGAUUGAAAACCUUACAGUACCGAAGAAGCCAAGGACCACGGUUGCGCGAGAUGGUAUAUUGAAUGGUCGACCCAUCUUGAAAGAUGUAUUGAAUAGCGAUUAA
Molecule: messenger RNA, 3381 nt
Organism: Pisolithus orientalis
Lineage: Eukaryota; Fungi; Basidiomycota; Agaricomycetes; Boletales; Pisolithaceae
Product: Dna2-domain-containing protein
Exons: 10
Coding region: 1-3381 (1126 amino acids)
Molecular function (GO): 5'-3' DNA helicase activity
Source: RefSeq, a predicted model, not a curated record